Messenger RNA from Trichoplax adhaerens, 1203 nucleotides. RefSeq lists its product as uncharacterized. Gene Ontology annotation, cellular component: plasma membrane. The transcript has 11 exons. NCBI's taxonomy places the organism in Eukaryota, Metazoa, Placozoa, Uniplacotomia, Trichoplacea, Trichoplacidae. Gene Ontology annotation, molecular function: zinc ion binding. Gene Ontology annotation, biological process: synaptic signaling. The coding region runs from base 1 to 1203 and encodes 400 amino acids. The record is from RefSeq and is a predicted model, not a curated record.
AUGAUUAUCUUAAAUAGUCACAAAACGUGUCGAACGCAAUGGGAUCAUCCGACUACAACGGAUAUCCUACGAGAAAUUGAUCAAUUGAAUUAUAUCAAGUUUGCUGCAUAUAGAACGGCCAUUAAAAUGCGCAUUAUUCAGCAAAGAUUUGACAAGGUGGAAUUCUUAAGAUUAUUAAGCGUUUUUGAUCAGUUGGGCUAUGGUACUCAGCAAUCAAGUGAUGACGAUGAAGUCCAAGAUAUGAAUGUAUUAGAUUUAGAAAAUAUCUUGGUAAAGCUAUUUAGCCAGCCGACGUUGGCCAACGACAUAGAACUUGCAAAUCCGUUAUUAAGCACAGAUUUAGCCUUAAAUUUUGCACUUAAUAUUUUCGAUCGUGAUCGUAGUGGUAAAUUAAAAUUAACAGCGAUUAAAAUCUUUUUAACCGUCAUGUGCAAAGGCUACUUACGGGAUAAAUAUCAAUUUCUAUUCAAGCUGAUAGCCAACCGGGGUAAAUUUGCUAAUGCUGAAGGUUUAGAAUCCCUCCUAAGUCAAUUAAUGCAGAUUGUCAGCUAUAUUAAGGAAGAUCCGUCUUUUGGUGGUAUCCACAGUAUACAGAAUGCUGUCAAAAACUGCUAUGAUAAAGCUGCUCAUCCAUCGGUAAUAAAAGAAGAGGAAUUUACGCAAUGGGUUCUAGAAGAACCACAAACAAUUGUCUGGCUAUCGACAAUGGAAAGAGUCAUUGCGGCUGAAAAUGUUGUUCAUGAUGUUAAAUGUGGAAUCUGUAAAAAGACGCCAAUUGUUGGAUUACGAUUUAAAAGCUUGAAAAAGUUUAAUUUUGACAUCUGCCAGAACUGUUUUUUAUCUGGUAAAUCUGGUAAACACCAUAAAGCAGGCGAUCCAACUCAAGAAUAUUGUGUAGCGACAACUUCUAAGGAAGGAGUGAAAGAUUUCGCUAGAACCUUUCGUAAUAAAGUAACGAAAAGAUACAAAAGGAAAGCCGCAAAACCACGCUAUAUUUGUAUUGAAAAUUCAUCUUCCAUACUAGAGGAAACCGAACCACAAAAUGAUCAGGAAGAAUCAAGUCAGAAUCAGUCUACUAAUCCACCUGAUCAAUCUCAGAAUAGUACUUUUAGUCAAAAUGAUGCGAAUAGGGAUGGUAAUGAGACUGAAGAAGCAGAGGAAAGAGAAACUGCUAUUAUCGAUUCUAGUUUCAUAGCAAUGUAA